AUGGUCCUCGGUUUCGAGCGCAUCAAUGAGCGCACUCAACGCCCCAACGCCCACAUCAACUUCAUACGCACGCUUCCUGGCCCGACAUCCGCUACUGCCGAGAACAUCCUGAACCGUGUCGCAGCCAUAUGCUAUCCCUUCAUGAAGUCGCACAUGAUUCUUGUCCAAGCGCUUGAGGAAUUCCCGUACAACAACGAGUUUGUUGGUCGCAACUUCAAUGCGGGCGAGGUCAUACAGCUGGUGCUGAGGGAUCGCAAUGGAAGAUGGCUACCCCAGAGAAUGAUUGAAAUGGUCAUGGUGCAUGAACUUGCUCAUUGCAAGCAGAUGAACCACUCAAAGGCCUUUUGGAAGGUGCGCGAUGCAUACGCGGUAGAGUUAAGGGCACUCUGGGCGAGAGGUUUCACUGGUCAAGGGUUAUGGGGUAGGGGUAGGGAGCUCGACACUGGCGCAGUGCAGACCAGUGAGGCAGAUCACAUAGAUGUCCCUGAAAAUCUUUGUGGAGGCACAUAUGCUCGAAAGGGCGGGAAAAGGAAGCGAGGCGCAAAGGAGAAGCCGACAUUAACGUAUGCAGAAAGGAAGCAAAGGAGAAUCCUCAAGAAAUUUGGCGCGGGAGGGCAGGCUCUAGGAGCGGAUGAAGACACCAAAGUGAAGCUGGAGAAUGGAAUAGAGAAAAAGGGCAAACCGAGAGUCGCAGGAAGCGCACGAGGCCGAGAUUUGAGGGCAGCAGCGGCAUUAGCACGUUUUGACACAACGAAGAAAGGUGAAGCCACAGUCAAGGAAGAGCCGAUGUCGGACAGCGAUACCGAGGAUGAAUUCAUCGAGGGUGACCAAAAUGGUGCAGCAAUCGAUGUGGAUGGCAAGAGCAUGCUUGACGAUAAAGGCCGUGCGCUCGUCAAGGUCUGCGAAGAUGAUGAUGACGACAAAGAUGGCGAUGCAAAAAGAGAGUUGAUCGAGAUACAAGGCUUUUCCGCCUCGCGCAAAGGAUCCAAUGGACUGCCAGUAUCGACCAAAGUCUCACGCAACCCGCGACAAUCAAAACAGACCACAAAGAAGCUCAGUACGCGCAACCACGAACUUUCACGCCCCGCACCUGGCCGGCCCCGCAGUUCAUCAUCAUCUCUCUCACUUAUAUGCCCCAUCUGUUCUCUUGAGAACGAUGCCGGAGCACUGACAUGCAUGGCGUGUGCUCACGUGCUUCAGAAGGACUUUGUCGUAGAUAGUUGGGCAUGCAAGAGCUCAACUUGUAAAGGAAGCAAAUACAUCAACGCUGGAGAUGCAGGUGUGUGCGGUGUUUGUGGAUCGGCGAGGCAGAGGUGA
Molecule: messenger RNA, 1317 nt
Organism: Bipolaris sorokiniana ND90Pr
Lineage: Eukaryota; Fungi; Ascomycota; Dothideomycetes; Pleosporales; Pleosporaceae
Exons: 2
Coding region: 1-1317 (438 amino acids)
Source: RefSeq, a predicted model, not a curated record